This is a messenger RNA of Ictalurus furcatus (blue catfish), 5831 nucleotides long. RefSeq names its product erythrocyte membrane protein band 4.1-like 3a (gene epb41l3a). Gene Ontology annotation, biological process: cortical actin cytoskeleton organization. The transcript has 23 exons. The record is from RefSeq and is a predicted model, not a curated record. Bases 2117 to 4708 code for a protein of 863 amino acids. Gene Ontology annotation, molecular function: structural molecule activity; actin binding. Gene Ontology annotation, cellular component: plasma membrane; cytoskeleton. Lineage: Eukaryota; Metazoa; Chordata; Actinopteri; Siluriformes; Ictaluridae.
UCGACUGGGUCUUGAAGUUUUACUUAAUGAAGCUUAAGGUACUGAUGUCUAUGCAUCUGCUUUGAGAUGAUAUGUAAUUUGAAAAAGUACAAUAAAAAUAUAAUUCUCUUUCGAUAGUUUAUCAAUAGGGUGCCGUGGCACUGCAACUCUGACCAGGAUAAAGCAAUUACUGAAUACUGACCAGUAAUGAAUAGUAUGUCAACAGCAUGUAUGAUAUUCAGUCAGGCUUAAAUGCUGUUUAAUGUUUAAUAAUACCAUGCUCAUAUCUGCAUAAUAUUUUAGCUGGUCGAUUCUUUGCUGUGUGAGUGUUUUGUUUUUUGUUUUUUUACUAAACUGUCAGGCAGAGGCUAACUUGUGUUUCACAUAUACUGUAACUCUCUACAGAUAACAUUUAUUUAAUAUGUCUGAUACACACAGUGCCCUCCACUAAUAUUGGCAACCUUGGUAAAUAUGAGCAAACAAGGCUGUGGAAAUUUGUCUAUAUUGUUCAACCUUUUUGAUCUUUUGUUAAAGACAAAUCACAAAAAUACUCUCGUCCCAUGAAUAUCAAACAAUUGCAAACACAACACUGGUUUAUCAAUAAAAUAUCUUACUUAUAUAUACUCACAUACAUAGGCUACAUACAUACAUACAAAUAGAUGGAGAGAUAUUUAUAUCUUUGUGACGUUACAGGAGUAGUAGCCUAUAGCUAUAAUCCAUUUUAUUACCAUGUGUUUACUUAAUGUACUAAUUACUUCUGAGCAAUAUUUGUAAUAAAAUGAGUUGGCCAAUAGCGUUCCACCAUGGCAUCCCAUAUUAUCAUAAGUGGGCGUGGUUUGCAAUGCCAUGCGCGUGAACCGGUGUUUCAGAAAGGGGCGUGCAUUAGAAGGCAGGCUUCAGAGUCUGCACCUACAUCACGCUCAUGAAAUAAGUGUGUGUGAGUGUGUGUGUGUGUGCGCGCGGGCGUGAGGCUGCAUGUGUACCCUUUCUACGCGUGUUGGACUUACUAGCUUACUUGUGAUUUUUGGCUGUUUUUUUGGGUUGUUUUUUAUUUUUUUUUGGAGUAACCAAACUGAAUUUCUGAACAGGUAUGCUAUAUAAGUCUUUGAAAUGCGACUCGUCCCACAUACCGGCUUUGUGGUGUAACAUCUGUUUGUGUUCCUUACACUUCUACUAGGUAGUCUACAUGCUAGCACAAUAUUUAAUCACAGUCACAUUCCAUUAGUUUGUUGUAGUUUGUUUAGAACUUGUUUUUGUUUGUUUGCUACACUGUAAUUCUUGUUUGUUGUUGCCGUUCAGUGUUUGAUGUCGGUAGCUUGUUUCACUGCAUUGACUCACGCUGCUGUAGCUGUUUCUCGGUAUAUAGGGUUUGACAACAAUUUAUUUGAGGGUUUUAGGUUUACAAAAUAAAGAACUGUUGAAGAUUUUUUUCUAGUGGAAUGUGAAAAAAAAGGUUUUUCAUUUUCAUUGACUCGCUUACAGAAAUGAAAUCUUCCAUAGUGUACCAGAGAAGAAGGAGUCUGUGUCCGGUAUUAUUCGAAUAGCUGGUUUAUUUACAUGUCUGGCUUUCACUGUGUCUUAAAUGUGUUUUCAUUUGACCCGUUAGCACCGUUUUUCUCUUCCAGUAUUGUGGUGAAUGCCUGAAACUUUUAUAGCCUACCUUUGUCGAGCAACGAAAAUUCCCCUCCCUCUCUCUCCUAGUGCAGCUGUAAUGAUUUCUCAUCUGCACGUCAGUAUCAUUUGUGCAAAAUGAAAACUAAUCUGUACACCUAAAUAUGCAGUGACAUAUUUUUUGGAAUGAAUGAAAUACAUGUCGCAUUACAUAAUCCAGUGACAGAAUGGCAGCUGCUUAAAACCAUCCAUAACCAGCCAGUCAGUCUGGAAGCUCCACAUCAAUGUCUCUCCAAUACAAGAUCUGCACAGACUUCGAUUUGUUCCAUUGCUAUGUAGGGAUAGCUAAGGCUUUUUUUUUUUUAAUAGGAAAUGAAAGCUAUUGUAUAAAUGUUACAUGACACUUAAUAUAAAAAUGCUUUAUGAUUUCAUUUCCCAUCUUUCUAUUGUGAACAAUCCCGGAUCUUCGGCGUGACGGCUGGAUCGACCCUGGAUGUGCUGGAUGCUCUACAAUUUGUGAAUUACCAUGACGACAGAGCCAAAUUCAGAGUUAGAAGGCAAGCCGGAGCAGCAGGGGGCAGGUGCGGCUCCGCCCCACACAGCCCCACCCUUCGACGACCAGCUUCCACCUGCAGCUGCCCAUAGCACACCAGUUAAAAAAGAGCAGAACGGCGCGAGAGAGGCAGGGGGUGUUGCACAGGGGAAAACCGAUCAGCAAUCGACUGAAGACGAGUCCACCCCCUACAAGUCCACUUCCAGCAAGCUCUCCAGGUCUCCCAUCAAGGUGACAAAGAAGCCCAAAAACAUGCAGUGCAAAGUCACACUUCUGGAUGGCUCGGACUACACCUGUGUGGUGGAAAAAAGAGACAAAGGCCAAGUGCUUUUUGACAAAGUCUGUGAGCAUCUUAACCUUUUGGAGAAGGACUACUUUGGUAUCACAUUCCGUGAUGUAGAAAAUCAAAAGAACUGGUUGGACCCAGCCAAAGACAUGAAGAAGCAAAUCAGGGGAGUUGCCUGGAAUUUUUCCUUCAAUGUGAAAUUUUAUCCUCCAGACCCUGCUCAGCUCUCUGAGGACAUCACAAGGUAUUACCUAUGUCUGCAGUUGAGAGAUGAUGUAGUGUCUGGCCGUCUUCCCUGCUCCUUUGCCACACACACAGUGCUCGGUUCAUAUACAGUCCAGUCAGAACUGGGAGAUUACGAUCCAGAUGAGUACAGCACCGAGUACGUCAGCGAUUUCCGCUUUGCUCCAAACCAAACCAAGGAACUCGAAGAGAAGGUCAUGGAGCUCCACAAGACCUACAAAGGGAUGAUGCCAGCUGAAGCUGAAAUGCACUUCCUAGAGAAUGUCAAAAAGCUGUCUAUGUAUGGAGUGGACCUCCAUCAUGCCAAGGAUUCAGAGGGGGUGGAGAUAAUGCUAGGAGUGUGUUCAUCUGGCCUCCUUAUCUACCGAGACCGACUGCGCAUCAACAGGUUUGCUUGGCCCAAAGUCCUCAAGAUCUCGUACAAGAGGAAUAACUUCUACAUCAAAAUCCGACCUGGAGAGUUUGAGCAGUUCGAAAGCACGAUUGGCUUUAAACUCCCCAACCAUAGAGCAGCUAAGAGACUCUGGAAGGUUUGCGUGGAGCACCACACCUUUUUCAGGUUGUUAUCUCCUGAAACCCCACCCAAGAAGUUCCUGACUCUUGGUUCCAAGUUCCGCUACAGUGGCCGAACCCAAGUCCAAACGAGACGGGCUAGUUCACAAAUAGUUCGCCCAGCUCCCUUCUUUGAGCGCUCCACCAGCAAACGCUACAUCAUGUCUCGCAGUCUAGAUGGAGCUCAGCGGAGCAUCCCCGAAAUCACAGCGACUGUAGUCCCAGGAUCUAAACCACUUAUCACUAUGAAUGGCACUAAACCAGCAGAGAUGGGCACAGCCUUGUACGGCGCUGCAAAGGGCAUCGCCAUGAGUGACCUCAUCACCACAAUUACACCAGAAAAGAAGGCCGAGGAGAAGAGAUCGGAGGAGGAGGAGGAAGUGGUGAUGGUAGAAAAUGUUUUUGUGGAGGAGGAGGACGAGACGACUAAGGCUACAGAACUGUCACAGCCAAGUCCACCAACUCCUGUCCGACAAGACACAAGGUCGGACCAGGAAGACGAGUCUGAAAUCAGGAACCAGGAGGUGGAUAAAACACCUGAUGAGCUGGUCAAACACCAGACCAAUAUUAGUGAGCUGAAGAGGACUUUCCUGGAGGGAGGCACUAAUAAAUCAGGUUUAACAGAGUGGGAGAAGCGUCUCUCCUCAUCCCCACUGCGUUCCCCCCGGCUGGACGAGGCUCCUAUGAUUGAACCCCUCGUGCCUGAAGAUACCAAAGAGGAUCCAGAAGCAGCGGCUGAGGAGGACGAGGUUGCUAGGGGUACAGACCAACAGUACAGCCUGGAGGACAUGAAAGAUGAUGUGCCUAAGCCUCAAAUCGAUGGGAUGUCUCCGGAGCUCACAGCUCUGUUAAAGUCUGCUCAUGAACAGAGCAGCACUUACACCUGGUCCUCCUCCUCAGCAACUACUGGGCAAACUCGGGCCAUAUUUAAGACAUCUACUGGUCCUGAGAGGACUUUUCAACAGCCAGCAGAUACACAGAAGCUUCCAGAAAAAGACCAGCCAAGAGAAGAGGAACAGGCAGUUGAUCUACAGCAGUAUACCGUAUCGGAAAAGUCACAGGUUUCGUCAGUGCUCCAGACAGAGGUCAUAACCUUUAGCAGUGCAUUGUCAGGUGAGACGGAGAGGCUGGCGGCAGAGGAAAUGCCAGUGAUCCACACGGAAAUGAAGACCAUAACAUAUGAGGCCCUGCAGGGUGAUAAGGACAGUGACACAGAUCCGGGGAUUCUGAUGAGUGCACAGACCAUCACCUCCGAAACCACCAGUACAACCACCACUACACAUAUCACUAAGACUGUAAAGGGAGGUGUUUCCGAAACCAGGAUUGAGAAACGUAUCGUCAUCUCAGGGGAUGCAGACAUUGACCACGAUGAGGCCCUGGCUCAGGCCAUUAAAGAAGCCAAAGAGCAGCACCCCGACAUGUCAGUGACCAAAGUAGUGGUCCACAAAGAGACUGAAAUCACACCAGAAGAUGGCGAGGAAUGAUGCAGGAUUAGUGUGUCUUCAUAUUUUCUGGAGCAGUCUCACCUACACCAUGUGGAAUAAAGAACAUUUUGGAGAUGCUGCCUAAGGAAACAGCAGCACGGAUACUUCAGUGGAUAUAACUUCAUCUGAGCACUGCUGGAGUCUCCCUUCUAACAAACACAUGCUCACUCUCUCCUGCUACACCUGCUUACAGAUCUCCUGGCUAGCCUGGUCCAGCACUGGUCAAUGACACUGCAUGACAAGGGAACAACACCUUUUCUGUAAAGAGAACAAACACUAUAUACAAUGUAGGAAAUGCUCAAUGACCACAGUGUAAAUUUCAGUCUCCCUUGCACACUCCCUCUGCAAGGGGAAAAGUAAGUAUGUGACAAGAAUUUUGAAAAUAGUACUGAUAUUAUGAUCUACAUUUUAUUUAUUAGAAUACUUCUCAAUACAAGAAAAUAUUGCUAAUAAUAAUUAUAAUAAUAGACUGCAUCUGUAUGAGCACUCAGUAUUUAACCAUGCAAUAGGUGUGUCAUUGAGGCCAGUCACCAUGUCCUGUUCCAGCCACCCCUACCCUGCCUUUGACGUGUUCCUGCUGAAUGUAUGUGUGGCUGAGAAAAUGAAUGACGUACACGUUGCUUUGUAGAUCAUGCAUAUUAGUAAGAAAAUUGUUUUUACAAGAUAUAUGUCAAUUUUUAUGUUUUUCCUUAAUUUUUCUCACUGCAAUGUCUACCUUUUUCAAAGAAUGAAUGCACUGUGACCAUAUUUGUCACUGACUCCAGGUCCUUGCUAAAAGUGAUGUCAUUGCAAGGCGACUUCUGCCCCAAUCUUGCAAUUUUAUGUCAUUUUCCCAAAAUAAAUCUCUAUGUCCUAAGUGGCAUAACUGAGCCUUAAAGUGUACAAACUGGACAGAGAAUCAGAAACACAUUACACAUUGUUUUUUUCUCUUUCUUUUUAUGGUCCCUCUUUUUCUUCUUUUUUUUCUCAUUAUUACUAUUAUUAUUAGAUUUGUUGUUGUUGUUGUUGUUGUUGUUGCUGUUGUUAGCCUGUGUGUUUUUAAACCAUCAUGAUGCCAUAUGCUGCACUCCAUGUUGAAUGUGUUUACCACAUAAGCUCAAUAAAAAAAAUAUUUAAAAAUGUA